ACUGGACACUUUGGCAAAUCAUGUUCAUGGAUUUCCUUGUGCUGUGAAUUGUGAUAAUUCAGUUUAUCGAAUAAGUUAUUUAAAAUAUUAGUGUAAUUAUACCGUCUCAAGUUUUUUAUUAUGGCAGACCAAAAUCAGACUGGAGAAAAUGGUCCACCGAAAGGACUUCCCGCCCUGAAGGCCCACAUCAUAGCCAACAAAAUAGAUGUGGCGUUAUGGAGCAUCAGAAUACUGACUGUGCUGUGUACUAUUGGCUAUGUGUUUCCUCUCUUCAACAACCCCGUGUCAGCGUUCCACAAAGCGGUGUUGGGUAAUGCCGCGAUAUCCGCGCUGCGGCUUCACCAGCGCAUCCCAGCCAGGGAAAUCUCCAUAUCCAGGGAGUUCCUCAAUCGCUUCUUCCUUGAGGACAGCGCCCACUACCUCUUCUACUCCAUCAUAUUCAUGAACACAGCGCCUAAUCUAUUAAUCUUGAUACCAAUAUUUUUGUUUGCUCUACUUCACGCGGCUUCGUACUCGCUGACGAUUCUUGAUACGCUCGGCCAGAACUCGAUGUGGGUGGCGCGGCUGCUGAUCUCGCUGGUGGAGUUCCAGUCCCGCACCAUCCUGCGCGUCGCCGCGCUCGCCGAGAUCGUGCUCUUCCCCGUCGUAGUCAUCAUGGCGCUCUUCGGAUACUGCGGUCUGAUGACGCCGUUCGUGUACUACUACUUCGUGACGUGGCGGUACACGUCGCGUCGCAACCCCUACACCCGCAACACGUUCCGCGAGCUGCGCGCACUCGCCGAGCGCACGGCGGAGCGACCCGCGCUGGCGUUCGCGCGCCCCGCCAUCCACGGCGCAGUGGCGCUCGUGUGCCGACUCGCGCCGCCGGCCGAGCCGCAACCGCAAUAACCUUCGAGACUGUUCCAAGCAGGUGGAGGAGUAACAUCAUGUGUUGCAUGUAUAUUACACGCGUUCCAAAUGAUGCAGUAUGUACACAUUCAUGUGAAAGUACACCAUGUGGGACAAUAAAUUAGACAAUUUUUUAUUAGACCACACAAUUUUGUAUAGGUACCGUAAUGAUGUUUAUUUAUUUUAAUGUUACAUAGUAAACUGAUAAAAACUGUACAUUGCGUCCCAUUUUACAUCUCGAGUUUCGUAGAAUUUACAUAUAGUAAUUAUUAUAGUCACAAAUAAGCACCUUUUACAUGACUAUUAAUCUUUAUAUGCCUUGGUUGUAUCUUUUAGUAUUAUGGGUUGUUUAUGGUUCUUCAUGUAGGUAAUUUAAGUUUAUAGAAGUGAAGAUUUUUGGUCCAAUUUAUGUUAGAAAAAAUAGUGGUUGCUAGAUGUAAUAUAGCUUGUAACAGAAAUAAUUGCAUUUAAUGAUGCAUAUUAACCCUAAAAAUGUUAUUUCAGCUUUUUUUAUACAAUAAUUAUGUAAGUUUUUGAAAAGGGUUAUUCUAAGCACCAAUGAAUGUCUACUUUGAGAUCAGCAAAGACGAAUCGUAUUGAAAUUAAUGUCACAUAAAGUUGUUUGUUGUAUUGUUUGGUUGUUACGAGGUUGUUUAAUUUUUAGUUUAUAAUUUGAUGCAAUAUGUAAUCGAUCAAAAUAAUAUCAUAAAAAUAUAUACCUAAAAUAGUCCAUUUCUAUACAUUUUACACAUACAAUUAUUGAGACCUUUUUAAUGAACUGUUUUACAUGAAAGCAAGAAAGAAAGAAAAACUAGAUAAGACUAAUAAUAAUAAUCAAUCAGUGCAUAUAUCGGCACAGCGGUAUGUUUUUGUAUAAAAUUGUACCUGCAUUUUGCACAUGGUUUGGGAUGAAUGUAGCCUGGAUUUGCAAUAAAUAUAUGGAACCUU
This is a messenger RNA of Aricia agestis (brown argus), 1836 nucleotides long. It is a transcript of the gene Kr-h2, whose product is annotated as Krueppel homolog 2. The record is from RefSeq and is a predicted model, not a curated record. Gene Ontology annotation, cellular component: endoplasmic reticulum; membrane. The transcript is spliced from 8 exons. Bases 121 to 888 code for a protein of 255 amino acids. NCBI's taxonomy places the organism in Eukaryota, Metazoa, Arthropoda, Insecta, Lepidoptera, Lycaenidae. Gene Ontology annotation, biological process: membrane organization; endoplasmic reticulum tubular network organization.